GGGCCCACCCUGGAUCUCUCAGCCAUAUUUUGGGGGAUUCGGAGGAUGACUGCUGCGACUGAACGGGGAAGCUUUUGAGUGCAUUGGUCCGAUUCCCUCCCUAUAAGGAAGCGAACAACUUUUGCUAAACAGGAUGAAUCCCAGCGAAGGUGCGGCGCCACUGGAGAAAUACAAGCUGGUGGUGGUCGGUGGAGGCGGCGUGGGCAAGAGCGCCCUUACCAUUCAAUUCAUCCAGUCUUACUUUGUUUCUGACUAUGACCCCACAAUUGAGGACUCCUACACCAAAAUCUGCAAUAUUGAUGGUACCUCAACCCGGCUGGACAUUCUGGACACUGCUGGUCAAGAAGAGUUUGGAGCUAUGCGGGAACAAUACAUGCGCACAGGAGAAGGUUUCCUCCUUGUUUAUGCUAUCAAUGACCGGGGCAGUUUCAAUGAAAUCCACAAAUUCCACACUCAGAUACUUCGAGUGAAAGACCGUGAUGAGUUCCCUAUGGUCCUUGUUGGCAAUAAGACUGAUCUGGACCUUUAUCGACAGGUAACUGAAGAGGAGGCCCUGUACUUUGCUCGGGAAAACCGAAUCCCCUACAUGGAAGCCUCUGCAAAGGUCCGAUUCAAUGUGGAUGAGUCUUUCCAAGAGUUAGUCCGAGCCAUCAGGAGGUUUCAUGAAUCGGAGUCUCCCCCUGCCCCAGCCUUUCACCCCAAAAUGAAGGAACGCAAAAGCUGUCCUUGUUCCAUUCUGUAAACUGCCACCCCACAUCAAGCCACGCAGCCUGGAAGAGGAAGAGGAGCUGCUCAGAUUCCUUACAACCAAGAAGACAGAGCAGGAUUUUCCUUCUUCCAUCUCUCCGACUACAAUCAGGGCUGGCACUGUGUAUUUUUUAGUUAUACCAAAAUAUUACCAUUUUUCUCUUGUUGCACAGGAGUCUGUAAACUGAGAACAAAGCAGGGACUAGAUAAGUUCUUCUCCUCCAACAUAUCCUGAAUCUAUGGGAUAUGCAUUCAAUUUUGUUUGCUACUUUGCCCUCCCUUGUUCUUCCAUGGAAAUCACAUUAAAGGUGCCCCUUUUUCCCAAGGGGCAGAAAAUUUAUUCAUUUAGAUAAAAGGGGCACAGGAUUGUAAAUUUCACUGGCAGUUCACUGAUACAAUAAGUUAAUGAAUACGAAUCAACUGCAAAGGGUCAUUUAUUUCACUGCAGCUAAGGGCAAGCUUUUGCACAUACAUAGAUAUCUACAUGUUCAAAGAUAUGGUACAAAU
Protobothrops mucrosquamatus (brown spotted pit viper) is the source of this 1254-nucleotide messenger RNA. RefSeq names its product RAS related (gene RRAS). The transcript is spliced from 6 exons. Gene Ontology annotation, molecular function: GTP binding; GTPase activity; GDP binding. Gene Ontology annotation, biological process: signal transduction. Bases 134 to 742 code for a protein of 202 amino acids. Gene Ontology annotation, cellular component: plasma membrane. The record is from RefSeq and is a predicted model, not a curated record. Lineage: Eukaryota; Metazoa; Chordata; Lepidosauria; Squamata; Viperidae.